CGUUUUAGAGUAUGUGCUAAUGGUCAUGUGUCAUGUGUAAAUAACGUGUCGUUUUUUAUGAAACCAUUGCGAGUUACCAAUUCUGGAUUUGCACAGUUUGCAAGCGGGCAAGGUACUAAAUGAAUGAUGAGCAUGGAGCGCGAUUGAAAAAUUGGUCGGUUGUACACGAAGGUUGCUACAUAAUACACACACGCCAGCGGGGCAAGCGAUAAGAUACUGGGCUGGUGGGAGGCACGCAAUCCGAUUGCCGAAUAUUUUAAGUCGCCGCUCAGAAGUUGCCAAUCAACAGUCGUGUAAACAGCCAUCGAACGAUAUGUUCAAGUCUUAUCGGGAUAAGCUGCGGCUCAAGGAGGAUUCUUCCGGCGAGAGAGACAUCAACUAUGGUCAAACAAUAUCCGUAGUGUGGGGGUUCCUUUUGACGGCCUUCAUCGUUGGGAUCUAUUUUCUGGUUUAUUUGAACUGGAUAUCGCUGCCGACGGGUUUGACAACCAGCGAUGAAGCGAGUAAUCCAGGUCGGUUCAUUUCUCAGGUAGCCAAGGAGAACCUGGCGACACUAACCAGCAAUGGGCCUCGAGUGGGUGGUAGCCCGAACAACGAAGUGUUCACCGUGGAGUUCCUGCAUAGAACGGUUAACGACAUUGUAGCCAACGCAAACCCGGUUCAUCGGUUCGAGGUUCAGAUUCAGCAGCAGGACGGUAGUGCAUUCUUCGACUACGUUACGUAUCCAAUGACCAGCGUCUACCAAGGGGUUCAGAACGUUCUGGUCAAGAUCACACCAGCAGGAGUUCCCGAACCGGAGAACUAUCUGAUGUUGAGUUCGCACUUCGAUAGCGUUCCGCAAAGUCCGGGCGCCGGCGAUGACGGUACGAUGACUGUAGUGAUGCUGGAAAUUUUAAGGCAGCUGACCAAGGACGAUACUGCGUAUCAGCAUGGAAUUGUGUUUGUAUUCAACGGGUUUGAGGAAAACGGCCUGCAGGGAGCACACGCAUUCAUCCUGCAUCCGUGGUGGGAUCGCGUCCGGGCGUUUAUCAAUAUGGAUGUGGCGGCCAAUGGAGGGCGAGAAAUUAUGUUCCAGGCUGGACCGAAGUUUUCCUUUCUGAUGGAGUAUUACAGAGACUACGUUCCGCACCCGUUCUGCACGGCAGUGGCCGAGGAACUAUUCCAGGCGGACCUGGUUCCCUCGGAGACGGAUUUCUUCAUCUACACCAAGAUGGGCGGCCGGCCGGGAAUGGACUUUGCUCACGCCACCUGGGGUUAUCUGUACCACACGGCUUACGAUGCCCUGGACACAAUCCCGCUCGAAACGCUCCAGCACACUGGGGACAAUGUGCUGUCGUUGGUACGAGGUUUGGCUAACGCUCCAGAACUGACCGAUAUCGACAACUACGAGGGCACCAAGGCGGUGUUCUUCGAUUUCUUGAAUUGGUUCCUGAUUUACUAUCCGGACUGGGCCGGAAUCGUUAUCAACUCGCUGAUGGCAGCACUAGGACUGGGGUUGAUCUUUGGAUCGUUUGCCAUUAUGGCUAGUAAUGCCGGAGUGAGUUAUGGUCGAGUAGUAGGACAGUUCUUCAUCAAUUUGUCAGUUCAGUUGCUGUCGAUUGCCCUCGGAGCUGGAUUUUCUAUACUGAUGGCGGUGAUCUUGAACGCAGCUGGUGGAUCCAUGUCUUGGUUUACCGAAUCGUGGCUGAUCUCCGGCUUGUACAUGUGUCCGUUUUUGAUGUGCACAGUUCUUGGACCGCUACUGUUGAUUCGAUUCUAUAAGAUUGACGACAUUCAACUUCAAACGCGUAUCAACUUAUUUUUGCUGGCGCAACAAAUGAUUUUUAUCGUGAUAUUGAUUGUAAUGACUGCCAUGACGAUUCGCUCGGCAUAUAUUUUCGUUAUUGUAGUGGUUUUCUUCAAUGCAACGACCAUCGUAAAUAUGAUCAUCCGAUUCCGCAACUUCCACUGGAUUUACAUCCACAUCAUAGGACAACUGCUGCCAAUUGCCUACUACAGCAGCUUUUCGUUGACCACGUUCAGCACUUUCAUACCGAUGCAGAACCGAGGAAACCCCGAAUCCAACCCAGAGUUCCUCAUUGCCCUGUUUGCCAUAAUCGUGAUUCUUAUGAUGAGCAGCUUCCUCACUCCGAUGGUCGCGAUGAUGCGAAAACCGUUCAUCUUCUUCGGUGUUGUUGCAAUAUUCUGGAUUGCAACGAUCAUCGUCUCCGUAACUUCGGUUGGCUUCCCGUACCGGGCGGAGACAUCUCCUCAGCGAUACUACGUAUUCCACAUCGAACGAAACUUCCACCAUCCCAACGGAACGAUGCGUCACUCGGAUACCCACUUCUACAUUCACCCGCAGGACGUCCACACUCCCGGUUACAUCAUGGAUGUCGUGCCGGAGAUGCGACGGGCCACCCAGCUGGGCGACGAGUGCGAACGGGAACUGUACUGUGGCAUUCCCUUUUACCAAAGCUACUUCCAUGGACGUAGGAACUCAGCCUGGUGGCUUCCGGCAGACACCAACCCCACAUUCCCCACUCCUGUCAAGUUCGAGUUCCUGGGCAAGACAAGUGCUUCACCCAACGUUACUCGGUACGACUUCUCCGUUGAAGGUACGGACCACAUGAGUUUCUACGUAUCGCCAAUUCAGCCGAACAAGCUACGCGAGUGGAGUUUUAGUGAAGAGGUUCCUCGCAGCGGCUAUCCCUGGAACGGUCAGGAAGUACACUUCGUCAACUACGUCCACGGAAUCGACGACUCGCCUCACCGGUUCUGGGUCCUGAUCGAGCAUGCUGCGGACAAACCCGUUGACGAGCUAACGUUCCAUUUGAACAUUGUCGCCCAGUACAUGCACCACGAGGAAUACCGGACAACGGAGUUCCAGCGGUUCGUUGACAAUUUCCCCGAUUACGCACACGUAGUGGCCUAUCCCAGCUAUCUGGAAAGCUGGCUAUUCUAAGAUAAGACUCGCCGAUAUCGGCAAAUGAACGUUCCGCGCGUAAACCGGCAAUAAAGUAUAUUCGCGGAGCAGUCUUGAGAUAAGAUAUUGCUGAGCUCUGUGAUUUGUUUCAUGUA
Aedes albopictus (Asian tiger mosquito) is the source of this 3060-nucleotide messenger RNA. RefSeq names its product endoplasmic reticulum metallopeptidase 1. Gene Ontology annotation, biological process: proteolysis. The record is from RefSeq and is a predicted model, not a curated record. Lineage: Eukaryota; Metazoa; Arthropoda; Insecta; Diptera; Culicidae. Gene Ontology annotation, molecular function: metalloexopeptidase activity. Bases 314 to 2944 code for a protein of 876 amino acids. The transcript has 7 exons.